Molecule: messenger RNA, 308 nt
Organism: Ogataea philodendri
Lineage: Eukaryota; Fungi; Ascomycota; Pichiomycetes; Pichiales; Pichiaceae
Exons: 1
Source: RefSeq, a predicted model, not a curated record
AAGCUACUAAAGAUGCAGACAACACGAAAGAAUCCAGACUCUACAAAGCUUGCUUCGACUUCAGCAAGAUGGUACGAGGGGACACCGUGCUUUCCUCGCUUUGGACAAAAUGCAUCGGUGGUAAGAAUCCCGCUCUUCCAAUUCAAACUAGAUGGACCAGCGCUUACUCUACGGUGACUACCAUCCUCGACAAAUGGGACGAAUUAUGUUUCGUGUUUGGCAAGCUAGUGGGUAUGGGCUUCCCUAACGAUCACCUGGACUCUGACAAGAUUGAGGUCGUCGAGGACUUUUUGAUGAACAUAGAAUAA